This is a messenger RNA of Cotesia glomerata, 6613 nucleotides long. RefSeq names its product E3 ubiquitin-protein ligase Ubr3 (gene Ubr3). Gene Ontology annotation, biological process: ubiquitin-dependent protein catabolic process via the N-end rule pathway; protein ubiquitination. Lineage: Eukaryota; Metazoa; Arthropoda; Insecta; Hymenoptera; Braconidae. Gene Ontology annotation, cellular component: ubiquitin ligase complex; cytoplasm. The transcript is spliced from 13 exons. The coding region runs from base 675 to 6470 and encodes 1931 amino acids. Gene Ontology annotation, molecular function: ubiquitin protein ligase activity; zinc ion binding. The record is from RefSeq and is a predicted model, not a curated record.
UUAAGCAAAGAUACUUACAUAUCAAAAUUGAUAGUAUUUUUUAUUCCUUUAUUUGAAUCUAUUUAUUUGUUACAAAUUACAAUUAUAAAAUUUUAAAGUUGAGGGAGUGAGGUAUUUGACACCGAGUUUAUGUACAGUUAUCGACCUUUAGAUGUCAUCGUUGCCUAUAAGACGUUAACUUACACGUCUUCGAAAACUUUGUUGAACCAGGCGAUAAGGCAGGAAUUAAAUUUCUGAGGAUGUUUCUUAAAAGACAUAAUAAAGGAGAUGGUAGAUUGUAGAAGUUUAAGAACCCGGCUGAGUCUUUAGGACUUGGGGCAGGUGGGUCGUCAAAAAUUUCUCUUCAAACAAGCUCUUGAGUUGACAAAUACACGUAUACGCAAAGCACUUGGUAUUCAAUUGAAUUAAGUGAUAUGACGAGAUAUUGAAAAAAAUAUACAAGUAACAGUUGUUUUCAUCAUCGUUUGGUGAUGAUAAUUGUGACACUAUGAAAUCAGUUGAUGAUUCGGAGUAAAAAUAAAUAUCACUGACAUGGGGGAAUGGACUCAAAAUAUUGGAAAUAUAUCUCAACGUAAAAGCGUUGGGAAUAAAUAUUCUUUAAAGAUCAUAAAAAAAAUAAAACCAACUGUUACGUAAAGUGAUUAAAAAUCGAAGAAAAAUAGUAAGUAAGGAUCAUGGCAUCAGCAUUCAGUCCAGCUGAAGUCCUUAUGAAUAAAGGAAAACGUGGAGCUGCUGCAUACAUUCGUGAUCAAUAUUGUAAUCCAAUCUCAAGUGAUGCUAGACAACAGCAAAUAAAUGAGUUAUUAGAUACUUUACUAAGUCCAGGGAAAGCUAUUGAUGAUUGGGAAACUAUUGAUUGGUGUAAAUGGCUUAUGGCCGGAGGGAGGACUCCAGAUGAAUUUUCAAAUACUGUAAGAUUAUAUGAUAAUGCAACUACCUGUGGAUUGGUUUGGACUCCAAACUUUGUAGCAUACAGAUGUCGUACUUGCGGCAUAUCACCUUGUAUGGCAUUGUGUCAAGAGUGUUUUAAAAAAGGAAACCACUAUCGCCAUGAUUUUAAUAUGUUUCUUAGUCAAGCUGGAGGUGCAUGUGAUUGCGGUGAUACAUCUGUAAUGAAAGAAAUAGGAUUUUGUGAUCGUCAUGGGCCAAAAGCAGCGGUUGAUAAAUCUCCAGCACCAUUAGAUCUCAUGUGUGUCGCAGAGGCAAUGAUGCCUCGUAUGAUUUUACGGCUUAUACAUCAUCUUCGAGACAAUUGCAAAGUUAGUGCUCCAGAUUUCAGAGUUGCAAUUCAGGAUGCUGAUGCUUAUUUGACAAUGCUCCUUGACCUUAAUCAUAUGGGUGCUUUGAUGCGUCAUGUAAUGACUUCAGCGUUAACAAGCCCUCAAAAAUACCGAGGACUCAUGGAUCCUGCUAAUUCUUCAGGAAUGACAGAGUAUGAUCGAUAUUGUCAAGAAAGUCAUGGUAUAUAUCAAGAUGCAAUUAAAUCUCUACCAAAUCCAGAACCGCCUGAUGAAUAUAAAGAUUGUCCUUCUCUUCAAGAAGACUUAGUGCAUACAACUUUUCUUGAAGAGUUGAUGUUCUGGACGGUUGCUUAUGAGUUUCCACAAAAGCUUGUUUGUCUUUUACUCAAUAUGUUGCCAGAUCCUGACUAUAAAGAAGCCCUCACAAGAGCGUUUGUUCUUCAUUACAGUAGAAUUGCAAUGAUGUUGGAACGCUCAAAUGAUCCAGAUACACUUAGUAAUCGAGUUGUCCAUGUAAGUGUUCAAUUGUUUAGCAAUGAACGUUUAGCAUUACGUAUGGUAAAUCAACUCAAAUUACUACAUGUUAUGGUUAUAAGUCUGAAGUAUAUGAUGAGUAAAAUUCUUGUCGAAAAUACAUUACACACGCCAAACAAAAAUUUUCAUUUUGUUGUCGAUUGUGGUCGUCCAGUGAUGAAAGAGCAUUGCUAUUGGCCUCUUGUAUCAGAUCUCAAUAAUGUAUUAUCUCACAAACCUGUAGCUGUUCAGUUUUUAAGUGAUGACACACUAUUAGAAAUGUGGUUUGAUUUUUUAUCUAUGUUCCAAGGUAUGAAUGUUAAUCAACGUGAAAUGGGUGCUCACGUGGAAUUUGAACCAACUACAUAUUAUGCUGCUUUUAGCGCUGAACUUGAAGCCAGUGCUUAUCCAAUGUGGGCUUUAGUUUCACAUCUUCGUGGCCCUGAGAGUAUAUCUGUAAGUCGACGUGCUUUAUCAUUUUGUCUUACAGCACUUCAAGAUUGGUUGGACGCUAUUGGUUUUACGAGUCCUGAUGUUUGUGAUGCAUUACAUGUAUCGUUUCAUAUUCCUUUGCAUCGUUACUUUGCAGUUUUCAUGUGUGAAGUUGUACGACAACAAGGAGUAACCCUUCAAGAACUUUUACCACCAACAGAUAUGCUUCAUCUACUGAUGAUGCAUCCAUUACGAGUUCAAGUAGCUUUAUAUGAAAUUCUCAACGGUCUUUGGGUUCGUAAUGGGCUACAGAUUAAAGGCCAAGCAAUGACAUAUAUUCAAUGUAACUUUUGUAACUCAAUGGUUGAUGCUGAUCUUUACCUAUUACAAAUUUGUGCAAUGAAGCUUCAGCCUGAUAUUUUCUUAAAUACAGUUAUUGAUAAAUUUCAUAUCAAAGAAUGGCUUAGUUUGUUUACUGUUAGGUCACGGCAAAAUAUUCUUCUGAUUGGUGAACAUGAUACGGCCAUGAUGGAAAGCUGUCUUAUAUUUUUGGCCACAUUGAUAAGUGUAAGAACAAAUCUUGGAUUGACAGAUUCAGAAGUUUCUCAUUUAGAAAUGGUAACUUUGUUGUGCAUGGGUGAUAAAACACAUAGCCAACUGAUGGAUCUUAUGCCAGAACGAUGUGGCACAACUCCUAAUCGCGAUUUCGAACCAGUCCUUGCAGAAGUUGCACAAUACAAAGCCCCAAAUCUUGAAGCCAGUGGUACAAUGCAACAAGGCAUGUAUGGUCCUAAACCUAAAGUCUGGGAGGAACUUUAUGAUCCUCUCUAUGUUUUAUUACGUGCAGUUCAUCGUCGAGACUACCAAGUGUCAAUGGAUCGUUAUACAGAAUAUGUGAAAUCUACAAAACUUAAAAGUAGUUCAACUCUUUGGCCGCCCUUUCGAAACCCAGCACCAGUAUCUCCUGAUUACGAUGAUCCAAGAAUCGUACUUAAAUCACGAGUCUUUCAUGCUAUGGUUUUUGUGAUUCUGUAUAAAGCUGUUAAUGAUCAUAAUAUUUCAGAGCAUAUAGUGGCAUUGUUAAUAUACCUUCUCGAAAUGGCUGUAAUCACCUCGGAUAUUCCGAAAAAAAGUGCUAAUCCUCUAUGCCCUUACACUGGUAGUAUUUCUUGUGCUGCGAAUGAUGCGGAUUUCAGUAAUUGGUAUGAAACAGAUAGUUUAAUAGAAAAUCUAAAAACCGUAAUACCGAGAGCAAAGCUUGUCCAUUCAUCUUCUGAAUACAACCUUGAAAUCAACUCAGACUGGGAAAUAACAAGCGAUAUUACUGAAAAUUCAUUGAUGUUGAAUGAUGAUUUUGAUGUAGAAAUUGGUGAACCUUCUGAGGUUUGGGACCUGGAGUUAUUAGGUGAACCUGACAAUGACCAUAGAAAUACAACUGCGCCUAUGGAUACUGGAUCAUUACCUGCACUACCUACUAAUGAAACAUUGAAUGAAUGGGACCUGACUAUUGUACCUGCAGAUGAAGUACCUAAUGACAACAUUGAAGAUGAUGAACUACCAGCUCAUCAAAGAGCAUUGCCGCCAACUGUUGAAGAAUCUAUGGCUCUUGUUCCAGAUACACAUUCUCCUAGAGUUUUGUCAAUGACCGAACCGUUAAGAUUUUCUCGUAUGCCGCAACGUGGAACGUCUAACCCAACAGCAAGCAAUGAAGUAGAUCUUUUGCAAGUUUUGUUUCCGCGACUUGGUGCUGCUGGUGUUAGCACGACUGAGAUUGUACCUUCAACAUCCCAUUGUCACCAACGGAUUGUGAACAGAGAAUCUCAGAGUGGACAAGUAUAUCAAGCAGGAUUGAAGACUGGAGAGAAUAUAAUUUCUUUGCUAUUAAAACUUCAUUCCCAAUUAUCCGGUGUUCCUGAUAGUUGGAAUCCAGAGGACAUUGCGAACUCUAGUUUUGAAGGAGAUAAUAGUGCAAGCAACAAUUUUUCAACGUCACAACAAGAAUCGAAAAUUGGUGAUGGUCCAUUCUUUAUUGGUCAGUUACUUAAAAGAAUCUCAAGGCUUGAUCCAACUUUGAAACAAAACAUAAUAGAAACAAAAAAUAAACUAUGGCCUCGAAAUAAAGAUUGUGAAGAUGCACAGCGUGCGCGAGAACAUCAAGAGCGUGAAGAAAAACGAAAAAAAGCAAAAGAAAGACAGCAAAAGCUUAUGGCGGAUUUUGCCAAUCAACAGAAGCAGUUUAUGAAAAAAGCAAUGGAAACUGAUGAAGCAGGAGCAUCUGGUAUGGACUGGGACCAAAGUGAAACAUCAAGUCAACUAACUAGUAAAAGGGAAUAUGAUUGUGUUAUUUGUAAUAGAACAACUUCAAGUACCGAUGAUAAACCAAUGGGUCUUGUUGUUUUAGUUCAAGCAACUAGUGUGAUCGGUCACGAGAGACAGCAAUCUGAAAGACUUCAAUUACCAACUUCAGAUGAUGAUACUCUUAUUUCUAAGAAUGGCACUAGAGGCACUAAUUUUGAUUAUCGAGUUGAUGAAAUGCAUAAACAUUUCGAUACUUUAUCGUGGUUAUUAUCGGUUAAUUUAGGUUGGGAAGGUGGAGUUCAUGUGCAAACUUGUGGUCAUCACCUUCACUUAGAUUGCUUAAAAGCUUAUAGACAAUCACUAAGAAGUCAACAAAGACAACAGAGUCUGGCAGUAGAUCGUGGUGAAUAUCUUUGCCCUCUUUGUCGUCAACUUGCCAACUCGGUGCUCCCACUUUCUCCUCAACUAGGAGAAUGUUCAGCUAUUGUCCGAUCACGUCAUUCUUCUACUUCAGCUAUUCUUUCUGAAUUGAAUAAUUUUCUAAAAGAAAUUCAACGCAAUCCAAUAUCUUCGAAUUUAUCUGUGGCAAUGGGAAAGGCCAUGGAAGAAAUGACAGCCUCGACAUACUUAAAGUAUAAACAAAAACACUGUCAACCUAGUCACCAAAGUCUGUUUCUUUUUGUCACAUCAGUUGCUAGAACCAAUUUAGAAGUAGAGCUUGUUCAACGUGGUGGAUCGUUGUGUUCGUCAUUACAGGAGACAGUUUCAUUAACGCCAAAACGAGAUUGUAUUGUUGCACUGUUUCACGUUUUAGCAAUGCAUGCAAGAGUUUUGACAAACUGGCCAGUGCAUAAAACUUGGCAAUAUAUAUCAGGAUUACCAUCAGAUUUAGCAACGCCACUUGCAAUAGCUCCACAUGAACGAGAAGUACCAUUUCUUCUCAGAGAUCCUACUGCACUUCUUAUUCAAUUUAUUCUUCUUUUACCAUUGCAUAUCGAUCAAACAUAUUUUUCAAGUGUGGUAAAAGUACUUUAUAAUCUUCUUUAUUAUCAAGUUAUCGUUCAAGUAAGCUUUACUUUGACUAGAAGUGAAAGAGACACAAUAAGAAAACUACCUGAACGAAAUUCUUCGCUGACUCCACUGACUUCUAAAUCAAUUCUUGAUCUAGUCAUGCGACACUUAGAGCAUACCGACUUUUAUGACGAUGAACCAUCUUUUCGAUCAAGUAAAUCAGUUGAACAAAGAAUUCAAACUCUCUGUUUGCCAUUUUUACGAAUUGCAGCACUUUUACGUCAUCAUUUGUACUCUCAAUCUCUUCCUGAUAUACGAACAACUCAAACAGAAUUUGUUAGACUAGUUUAUUAUCUUGAAUUAGUAACAGAAGGUAUGGAUUGGGAUUGUUUUAACGCAGCUGUUGCUCUCAAUUGGCAAAAUGAAGACGCUAGUGUUGAAGUUCCUCGAAUGUGGUGCAAUCAGCUUCUUGCUUUUUAUAGAAGAAGUCAAGUUGCCGCUAAAAAACUUGCAGUUGAUCAGCAUAUAUAUUGGCAGCCACCAAAGUUACUGAAGCUUCCCAGGGAAUACGAAAAACUUUUUACGUAUUAUCACGCAAAACAGUGCUGCAGGUGUCAUUUAGUACCUCCAGAAAUCAGUAUAUGUCUCCUGUGUGGAACGAUUGUUUGUCUGAAACAACUAUGUUGUAAACAACAAAAUAUUGGAGAAGCUGUUCAGCACUCAAUUGAUUGUGGUGGAGGUACUGGUAUUUUCUUGGUAGUAACAUCAACAUACAUAAUAGUGAUACGAGGACGUAGAGCUUGUUUAUGGGGCUCUCUCUACCUAGACGAUUUUGAAGAAGAAGAUAAAGAUUUAAAACGUGGUAGACCUCUAUAUCUUAGUCAAGAACGAUAUCAACUUCUCGAACAACAAUGGCUUGCACACCGUUUUGAUCAUACAAAAAAAACAUGGGUAUGGCACCGUGAUUCUCUGUGACAAUUAUUAACGAACGCAAUUAGAUUUCAGAAUCUUACAGACGAAAGUAAUCAUUUUUUGUAACAAUUUACCUGAGAUUUCCUACUUAUGACACCUUUAAAAUGGAUUAAAAACUACCAAUAAAUUAUUAAAUUUUUCAGAAA